AUGGUCUUGCUGAGCACGUUGCUGUCGCUCGCGGGUCUCGCAGCCGCCCAUCCCGCGCGCGGGCCGGCCUCCUCCCCGCAGUGGAAGAAUCGCGCGGCGGCUCUCAGCAACUAUCGAUUUGGGGCUGCGUCGAAUUAUACUUCUUUUGACGUCUCACCGGCCAAGGGCUCUCAACGCAUCAGGCGGGAACGUGAUGACGCCGUUGACUAUGUUGACAUUGCGACACGAACACUUCGGGACGCUGUUCCCGGCGCUGCUUUUCGAGUGAUAGACGACGCUUAUGUGGGAACCAACGGUGUUGCACACGUUCAUUUCCAGCAGACUAUUGGUGGUGUUGAUGUGGAUGACGCCAGCUUCAAUGUCAAUAUCCUCGAGGACGGGACUGUUCUGUCUUUUGGAAACUCUUUUGCCAAGCGAGACCUGCACAGAAGAAACUACGAAGAGGUAGAGCGCGACCCUCUUGUGGCCUUCAAGAGCGCCGUCGAGCUUUUGAAUCUCCCCAUCACCAACGCUUCGAGCGCUACCGCUGAGCCAACGGACGAGGCAGGGCUGUUCGUCAUCCGAGGUACAAAAGGCUCGUCCUCAGAUCCGAAAGCCCAGCUGGCCUAUGUCCGACAUGAAGAGACUGUUUUGCUAGUCUGGAGGCUGGAGACCAACAUCGAUGAUAACCAGCUACUCGUUUACGUGGACGCCAAGACCGGGAAGACAAUCUCUGGUGUUUACGAUUCUGUGAAGACUGCGAGCUACGAAGUCUACCCCUGGGGAUCCGGCAACCCGACAGAGGUAAAUCGCAAGCUCGUGGUCAACCCUGAAAAUACGGCCUCGUCACCCUUCGGCUGGCAUUCCGACGGAGCCCAGAGCUUUACAACGCUGCGCGGCAACAAUGCCUUCAUCACCUACCCCGGGGACAGCACACCCGUCAAUUCUCCGUCCCUCGUCUUCUCCUACCCCUACUCGCCAGUCGCCAGCGGGGAGCGGUACACCGAAGCAUCAGCCGCGCAGGGCUUCUACACUGUCAACAAGUUCCACGACAUCCUGUACGCUCUCGGCUUCAACGAGCCUGCGGGCAACUUCCAGACGAACAACAACGGCAAGGGCGGCGCUGCCGGAGACCCCCUCAACCUCACCAUCCAAACCAUGACGGGGACGGCCUUCAUCACCGUCCCCGCGGACGGCACCAGCCCCCGGAUCCAGAUGAGCAUCUGGUCCGGCAGCCUCGCGCGCGACAGCGUGUUCGAGACGACGGUCCUCCUCCACGAGUACAUGCACGGCGUACGGCCCGGGCUCGUCGGCGGCCCCGGCAGCGGGGCGGUGCCUCAGCAACAUGGACGGCCUCUCGAUCGAUGGAGGGCUUCUCGGACCUCGUGCCCACGAUCCUGCGCGUCCAAGCCGGGCGACACGCGCAGCAGGGACUACACCAUUGCCGGACUGGGUGACGGCCAAGCCGAGUCGCUGAACCGCCUAGUCGUCUCGGGGGGCUUCGACCUGGCCACCGUCUGGGCGUCGGCGCUGUACGACAUCUUCUGGAACCUGGCCGACGCGCACGGCAUCGGCGGCGUCGACGGCGUCGUGCUCGACGCCGCCGGCGUGCCGAGGGGCGCGCGGUACCUGCUUCUCAAGCUGGUUCUCGACAGCGAGGCCCUCAUGCCGUGCAACGCGAACCAUCUCCAGGCGCGAGACGCGUUGCUGGAGGCCGAUCGCGUCCUCACGGCAGGGGCCAACCGGUGUGCCAUCUGGAAGGGGUUCGCGCGGCGAGGGUUCGGGCAGAACGCGACGGUCGGUAGUGGCACGCAAGGUCGUGUCAAUGGAUUUGCGGUCCCGUCUGUGUGCUAG
Molecule: messenger RNA, 1833 nt
Organism: Verticillium dahliae VdLs.17
Lineage: Eukaryota; Fungi; Ascomycota; Sordariomycetes; Glomerellales; Plectosphaerellaceae
Product: extracellular elastinolytic metalloproteinase
Exons: 4
Coding region: 1-1833 (610 amino acids)
Molecular function (GO): metalloendopeptidase activity; zinc ion binding
Source: RefSeq, a predicted model, not a curated record